Molecule: messenger RNA, 6452 nt
Organism: Manduca sexta (tobacco hornworm)
Lineage: Eukaryota; Metazoa; Arthropoda; Insecta; Lepidoptera; Sphingidae
Product: lysoplasmalogenase
Exons: 4
Coding region: 174-839 (221 amino acids)
Cellular component (GO): membrane
Source: RefSeq, a predicted model, not a curated record
UUACAAAUGCGCACUUGCCGUGCCGCCGUGUUAUCAAAACAGUGAUCAAAACAAACAUAUUUAUUUUUAUUCUAUUCGCGGGGUACCAUCCGCUCGUCACUCAUAGUUUGUGUGUCUGGUCGGUCGUGCGCAGUUUGUUUCGAUAAUCAAUUAAAAAGGAAGUUGCAGGACAGAUGAUUUCGCCAUCCGCACUGGUGAAGCGAGUGGGCGUGGGGGGUCGUUUGGUGCCGUUCUUCAAGUGCGUGUGUGUGUACUUCCUGGCGAUGGGGGGUGGCUGGGACCCCUCGCCCACGGCGGUAGCUGCGAAGUGCGCGCCCAUCUUGUGCCUGCUGCUCGUUGUCAUAUUGCACCAAGGCUCGUUGGGCUAUGAAAAGGGGUGGUAUGCGCGCCGCAUCGCCGCGGGUCUCAUUCUCUCCGCUCUGGGCGACGCGCUGCUAGUCUGGCCGCAGCAUUUCAUAGCAGGCAUGGCGGCGUUCGCCGGCGCCCACGUCGCAUACAUCGCCGCCUUCGGCUUCUACCCACUAAAACCACUUCUGGCACCAAUAUGUUAUGUGGCAUGUGCUUACUACAUGACCCUUUUGUCGCCACCUGAGGGAUUGAAAGUCCUUGUGCCGGUGUACGGGAUGCUGUUGACGACGAUGGCGUGGCGAGGAGUGGCGCGGGGAAGGGCGGCGGCGGCUGGUGCUCUAUUGUUCCUUAUAUCUGAUGCUAUAUUGGGUUAUAGCCUGUUUGGAGGACCCCUGCAGUAUAGACAGGUGCUAGUGAUGUCGACGUACUAUCUAGGUCAGCUAGGAAUAGCGUUGAGUGCCCUAGAACCGGCGCAGGUCGCCGUCCCGUGAAACACCAACAUGCAUCUUGGAUAUUUCCAGCAACGUCUUCCGGCGAGGAAGUGAGCCAGUUCCAAUGAUCUUUACUCUCCACCAAAUUAGGGCAGAUAUGGGGAAUACAUCGUUAGUUUGAACCUUACGUGAAUAGUUUUAGAAAAUAUUUUUAAGUGGGUCGUAAAUAGAGUGGUGUUAGAUCGGAAUUGCGGGUUAUAUACUUUUACUUCCUGGAAGGUGGAUACAGGAUAAUGACAAACUCGAUGUAUUACUCAAUUCUUAUUAGAUGUAUUAGGCGUAUGUACUAUUUAAAUUUAAGGAUAUUAAUGUAUCGUUGAUUUAGUUUUAAUAUUUAAUCAAUAUUCAACUAGGAAAACUUAUUUAACUCGUAAAUGGAUGCGAAUCCAGAUAUCAGUAGCAUUGUAUAUUUCUGCGGUCAGUAGCAGAGCGCGUUGUGUUCCGAUGCGAAGGACAUGGUAGUCAUUACUCAUUUAGUAUUAUGAGAAUCAUUUUCAUUCUCAAAAUGACCAGCGCAUUGCAGUGCUUGCUAUUCAAUGAAAUUGGAAUGACUUAUUCAGAAGAAUACUAUCAGGUUAGCUUGAUGGCCAUCAAGCGAGCAACUUUACGAUUUUUAAUCAGCUUUACGUAGAAAUAGACAAUCGUACACUAUUAUCAAGCAUUCAUAAUAUCAAAACUAAAUCAACGAUGCAACCUUUAUAAUUCUUCCUUAUUUAACUAUUGUAUCUGUGGUAUCAGUAGGACAUAGUCAGGAUAUUUUGUUAAUUAGUGUUGUAGAUAUAGUGUUUAUAUUUUAUAUGAGUAUUUAGCACCUGGAGUGCGGAGUGCGGACGCACAAACGUCCUCCGGGCGUCCUCUCUGUGAUAUGACUGACUGUCUUGGUUUACUGUAUGACUGAAGAAUGAGGGCGGAAGAAUGGACUGUGUGGCUUGCGCGGCGGAUCGUAAAACAAAAGCUAAAAUCUGUAAAGGCAACUUCAACUAACACUGCGAUUUAGAAUUAUUAUAGAUUUUAUUUAUUAGCUUUUUUGUCUGAUCAAUUCCAAUAAAAUAAAGCCCUACGCAAUGGACUAUUUAGAACAAAUAGUUAUUUAAUCUUCAGCUUUGGUCUAACACGCAUAAGUUGGCGUUAGGACUCAUAUUUUCUCGACCAACAAAAGCCAAAUAAUCGGAUCUGUUUUUAUUGUAUAUUAAUUUGAAUAAAUUGCUUAGGCCGCUCAAUUAGAAAUUCUUAUAGCCAAAGAUUACAUAAACGCGAAGUUACUUGCGAUAAAUUGGAGAUUGACAGCCUCCACGGCAUAACGGGUGAUGAGCUGCUGUGAAACGUACGCAGGUUCGAUUCUCGCAAUAAAUAUUUGUGUUUCUGCAAAUAUUUGUUUUGGGUUUGGGUUUACCGAAGCUGCUGUCAUCCAUGAGAUAUUUGUUUCAUUGGGAGUAAGAUUAUGUGUGACUAUCGGAUGGUAUUUUAACACUAUUACAUAACCAUCUUAUUAGAAGUGAUUUGAUACUUAUUCAAUACUAUUGCAGUUAAAUGAUACAUCUUCAAAGAAUGUAAUGUCUACGCUCAGUAAUGUUUAGAGUAAUGACUAAUUAUAUUUAGCGAACAAUCCAUUGCGAUUUCUCGAAGGUCUUAUUACUCAAACCAACAAAAAUAUAAAAUCAUGAUAGGUAUAAAGCUACCCUCCUUUCAUGCACCACAAUUAUCUCUGCACCACCCUAAGGUUGACUGGACCUGUAUACUUUUGUAUAUGAAGUGCUAAAUAAAUAAAAUAAAACAAAGAUUCACGAAAACACGUGAAUAUUGAGAUCAAAAUCAUGCUCUCUAACCGCCAUUUCGAUAAACGAUCCUGAUCGCUUUUUUCAAUCUAUCUCACAAACGGACCAAUCAGAAGGAAGCUUUUUUGACAUGCGUACAAAUUACGUAUUUUGAUUUAUUCAUUCUUAGAAUCGGUUUAAAAUUUGAAAUUGGUAUUGUAUAUUGAAAACGGCUGUAAAUCUACGCCGCUUUAGGUAAUUAAAGGGUCCGAUACCUUAUUGAAUAAAACUGUGAUUACUUAUUUUGUAACUGACUGACGUAUCAUGAUCAUCAAUAGCUACCUCUAUGUGAUACUAUAUUACAUCCAGUAAGGCAGAUAUAAUUUUGCCGACUUCAAUAAUAUAAAAUAAUCAGUCCUGUAUUAUAAUGCCAUCGCUGGACACUGGCUUCCUCGACUACUGGGAGGGAUGAGGCCUUAGUCUACGCUGGCCUUUUACAGAUUGGCAGAUUUCAUAUACCCUCUAAAUUUUUAUAGAGAACCCAGGUAUAGAGGUUGCCUCGCGAUGAUAUCCUCUCACCGUUAAAGUAAGCGCGACACAAAGAAUAGUUAUACAACUUUAGAAAAACCAUAGGUGCGUGCCCUUGGGUUUUAAACCUGCGGACAUUCGUCUCGACAGUCCGUUCCACUUCCAACUAAACUACCGCCGCUUGGCGACUUGACCAACGCAAUAUUUAUUGACGAACUAAAAUACAAAAUGCGUACAAUAGUUACUUUGCGGAGAAGAUACUAGUAGAUAAAGAACUAAACACUAGAAACGAUUUGCCUGAUGAAGGUAUUUCAAGUUAGUUUCACAUGAAAACUAGUUUAAGUAAAACAACGGCUAUUACAGUAUCGGGAAAUUUCUAGAAUGUACUGCGAUAAUAUAUUAGUCAAAAUGACUUGAAGGUUAUGUAUUGUUUGUGCCAAAAAAGGUGGAAACAUUACAAGCGGAGUUUAUUAACGUGUGAAAAAUGACGAUGAAUACACACCUACCGUAAACGAUAACAAAGGACAUAGUAUGAAAAUGUGUGAUAAAUAAUAAGAUAGCUGAGCUGUGAUUGUGAGGCUAAAUUAUGCAGUGAUUUUAAUAAACCAUCUCAAUCUAAAUCUUCGAUCCGAUCCCGAAACCGAUCAAAAUAAGUCAUUUGUAAACUUGUCAAGCAAACUCUUUGGUUGGUCCAUUUUCGGGAUCAAACGAAGAAGCGAUUGGAACAAUUUAUUAGAUAAAAUUACUUGAAUAGGAUACAGUUGGAUAAGAAUGUAUGAAAAUAAAAAGUAACUUUUCUUUUAAUGCGCGUAGAAUAUGUCUAUAUAUAUUUUUAUAUUAGUAUUACUAAAAUCCCGAUGUCAGCUAAGGUUUGGCUCCAUAGACUAAUGUGCAAGACCUAGACGGUUAAAAGACAACCAGUAACGCAAAUUACAUUAGUGCAUAUUGCAUCAUUUUUUAUUUACAGUCUGCGCGUCGUUAUAAUAAAGGUAUUUCGCACUUUCGGCAACCAACCGUACCAACAUUGACAACAUAAUAUGGACAAAUCAUUGCAUUGACUUAUUACGCAUCAAUUUAUAAAAUUCCUCGGAGCUCGUGUGCGGACUGCAUUAAUGAAAUGCUUAGUGGUGGUCUAAGAGCUUCUCAUAUUAUGUAGUGAAAAUCCAGUUGCGCCUUCUAAUAUAACAAACUAUCUUUAUUAUCAACCGAAUAAUACUUUCAUCAGUGUGACAUGAGCCAUAACUACACCAUGAAUGACCACGCGGACUUAUAUUUCAUAAAAUACACUAAUUCAAAUAAAUUGCAAGAUUUGAGAGGAACGGCCGUCGACCCAUAACCAUUAUGAUUUAGUAUGGAACUUGAAACAUUCAAAUUAGGCUACAUUAAUGUACAGUUCAUUCCUAUAUUUACGUCCUAGGCAGUAAUCACAAGUGUCUCGUCCCUUCAUCGGGGGAGGACAUUAACUGCCCUUUACAUCGAUCCUAAAAUUAAACCAAUAAAAAUAAGAUGACACGUGAGCGGUGACAUCAAACUCCUUUUUAUUUAACCACCAUUUUCAAUAAUCGAUUCCAAUCGCUUUUUUAAAUCUAUCUCAAAAAUGGUCCAAUCAGAACAAAGUUCUUUUUGACAUGCUUACAAAAGAGUUUGAUUGGUUCAUUCUCAGAAUCGGAUUGAAAAUUGAGGUUGAGAUCAUUUAUUGAUACGGCUGUAAAUCGCGAUCAAUAUAAAGAUUUAUAUCAAGAUCGUUGAUUCGUUUUUUCCGUAAGUCAAAGUAAAUAAUAUAUAAUAUCUAUAAGACCCAAAUAAAAUUCCUAAAACCUCAACGUGUGCAAGUAUACUUGUUUAUGUCACUGAUCGACCUUGUAAUCAAAUUAACCUCAUAAAUUGAUAAUACAUUGCAGUGAAGUACAAAGUGCUUUAAAUAACAUUUUGUAUGAAUCUCUCCUCAAAAGUUUGGAAUUACAUUUAGGAUAUUUUAGGCAUAAAAAUAUUUUAAUUGAAACAUAUGAAAUAGUUUUGCGUUAAAAAACGUAGAUAUUUUAAAAGGAAUUGUAAGUAUAAAACUAUGGAGACUUGAAAUACACGGCAAGAAACAAUGAUAGAUACCUACACUAACAUUUAGGAACAUAUAACAUUUAGGACUUCGAUUUGAGUGUCAAUCAAAUUGAUAAUUUAAUUCCUUUUUUUACUAUAGAAGUAUUGCUUCAGUAAAAGUAAACAAUUAUUUUUGGCUUAUAACAGAAUUCAUAGCAUUAGAUUUGGGUUAUCAUUGUACUGAGGAAUUGAAAAAAUAUGUCUUUUAAAUUAAGGUUUUUUCGAACAAAAAUACAUUUAAUAGAGUGACCAUGAACUGACAAUAUAAUUUUACUGCACGACGGAACUAGUUUUUAUCGCAACAAAAUGUCACGUCCACGUAUGCUUCAGAAAAAACGACAAAAUCAAGAUGGAUUUUCAAACAAAAAUCUUGUUUUCCUAUUUUAAAGUUAGCCGUAGUUUCUAAUCAUUGAAUGUAAUACAUAUCUCAAAUGCAUUCUAACUGGAAUAUUGUGAAGUUUUGUAUACAAUAGCAUUUUACUGUUCAAUCAGUUUACUAUGUGUUUCCUUAGUGUUAAGUGUAAACGCUUUGUAAAAGUAAUUAAGUGUAGUUAAAUGCAUAAGUUGGCAGACAAGUAUUGAGCACUUGGUAAGUUACUCGAGCGAACGAACCUUAAUUUCCGAGUCCUACUUACAUUUUCAGUUAUUUCUGCCACUCGCCAACUUAUGUCUGAUAUAGAAACUGUGUUAUAUGUGCUGUCACUUAUGUUGAGAUCGGAUAAAGGCGUCUUAUAUUGUGAUGUGUGUUCUAAUUAUAAAAUAUGUAAAUUUAAUUUAAAAAUCUACUGAAAUUACUCCUAGAGGUCAAAUAUCGAUAGAUAAAUUUAAACGCCCUCUAAGGGCAUACGCACACUGGUCUGAAAAUUAUAAAAUAUUCAAGUGUUGUAAGUAAUGAACAUACAAUCCGAUCUCUAUUGGUGUUAUUGUAACGCUACUCAGGGCAUACUGUACAGCUGUCACUGUCCUACUUUAUAUGAAGGUGGUAGGUCUACCAAUGAUUAUCCAUUAGGAAUGGUCUACGAAUGAUUAUCCACCGUAUAGAUAAAAUUUUACGAUUCACAAUCGAUUGUCGUAUGGUAUGCACUGAAUAGUCACAAACUCUGGUACUGUGUAGUGAACUUAGAUCGCUUCAACUUUUAGACGUGUAUACUGUUCUUUGUAACAUUCAUAUUUUAUUAUACGUUAUACUAAGACUAUACAUGUACUAUCUGUACUAUAUUAAAUGUACCAAAUCUGA